Molecule: messenger RNA, 682 nt
Organism: Paramuricea clavata
Lineage: Eukaryota; Metazoa; Cnidaria; Anthozoa; Malacalcyonacea; Plexauridae
Source: the annotation of a GenBank genome assembly
AUGAGGCUCGAAUUCAAAGCGAGAGAGAAAUCAAAUCCAAACCAACUAGUGCAGCCAGCUUGCCAUGUGCCAAUGACAAUGUUACAGAAAAGCAAUCGCAAUCAUCGUAAACUGCUAAGAGUUACGAGUUAUGUUCUAAGAUUCGUUGCAAACCUUCGGACAAAGGUUGCUGGAACUGAACCAAAUCUAAGUCAUCUUUCCCUUGAAGAAAUAACAGAAGCUAAGCAUAAACGGUAUAAGCACAUAUACAAGGAGCGAUUCAAACAAGCAAAAGUUUCAAGCAAGUUCAACCACCAGUGGGUCUAUUCAAAGACUGUGGUAUCUGGAGAUGUGGUGGAAGAAUGUGCUAAUAUUGAACUUUCUGCUAGACAUCCAGUUUUCUUGCCCAAUGAUCAUUGCUUUUCUACCUUGUUGGUGGAAGAAUGUCACAGGAGAGUAAUGCACAACGGUGUAAAAGAAACACUUUGCGAAAUUUGUUCAGAACAUUGGAUUGCGAAGGGAAGACAAUUCGUCAAGAAGAUUAUUGCAAAAUGUACUACGUGCAAGAGAUACGAAGGAGGAACUUAUCAAAUACCACCUCAACCAUCAUUACCAGAUUUUCGAGUUUCUGACGAUUUUGCCUUCACGCGAGUCGGUGCGGACUUCGCAGGUCCCGUUUAUGCCAAACCAAUCUUCUCAACAG